UCGACUGAGCGGUCAUAGAGCUUAACAAAAAUGAAACUUUUCCCGGAAGCUUCUAGAAAACCUCAUUUAACCACUUUAAUUUGAAGGCAUUACGUGGUAUCAUAUGCCUUCUUCCCUUUAAAAAGAUUCACUAUACAUUUUUCAUCUAUUUGCCAGCCUCCAAAAUGGCGCCGGCGGCAUUGGAAGGUCAGAGGUGAGUUACGUGAUCCCUCCCGGUUCCGGCGCGAUAGAGGCCCAGGGUGGUGAACAGUCUCCGGCACGAUGUCUGGUUUCUCUGGCCUACAGGCCCAGCGUGGCCCUUGCCCGUUAGCGUUGCUGCUUUUACUCCUGCUUGGCCCCACCUCGGUCCUCGCCAUCUCCUUUCAUCUGCCCGUUAACUCCCGCAAGUGCCUCCGCGAAGAGAUCCACAAGGACCUGCUGGUGACGGGCGCGUACGAGAUCACCGACCAGUCUGGGGGCGCCGGCGGCCUACGCACCCAUCUUAAGAUUACAGAUUCUGCUGGCCAUAUUCUGUACUCCAAGGAGGAUGCAACCAAGGGGAAGUUUGCCUUUACCACUGAAGACUAUGACAUGUUCGAAGUGUGUUUUGAGAGCAAGGGAACAGGGCGGAUACCUGACCAACUCGUGAUCCUAGACAUGAAGCAUGGAGUGGAGGCGAAAAAUUACGAAGAGAUUGCAAAAGUUGAGAAGCUCAAACCUUUGGAGGUAGAGCUACGACGCCUAGAAGACCUUUCAGAAUCUAUUGUUAAUGAUUUUGCCUAUAUGAAGAAGCGAGAGGAAGAGAUGCGUGAUACCAAUGAGUCCACAAACACUCGGGUCCUGUACUUCAGCAUCUUUUCAAUGUUCUGCCUCAUUGGUCUAGCCACCUGGCAGGUCUUCUACCUGCGUCGCUUCUUCAAGGCCAAGAAGUUGAUUGAGUAAUAAAGCCCAGUCUCCUCCCACCUUGUAUCUUAGCCAGCAGAACAUCGCUGGGAUGUGCGUGGCCUAAGACAUCCUACCAGCAGCACCAUCAAGGCACGUUGGAGCUUUCUUGCUAGAACUGAUGUCUUUUGGUGUGGGAGGACGUGGGUUACCACCUACACCCAAUAAGUCAAAGAGGGACUUCUUUUUAACUUGGUAGGAUUUGGGCUGGUUUUGCAACAAUAAGACUAUUAUUAGAGUCACCUAUGACAAAAAAUAGGGGUUACCUAGAUAAUGCCAAAGCCAGCAUUUGUACUGGGUUUCCUCGUAUGAUCUGUUUGAACCAUGUUUUCUUUCCUUCUCCCACUUGCUCACCAGCUUGGGCUUCCACUCUAGUUCUUUUACCAACAUUUGUAUGACCAUGUUGAACUUGUUUCAUUCUGAUUGUCCUCUUUGGAUUUCUGUGUGACAAUACCAUUAACUUUCUCUUGACCCUUAGCUGAAAUGUUUAGAUAGCUUCUGGUGAUACCCUUUCAUAAUUUUAUGUCUCUUAAAAGUGUAGUGGAUGUGACACCUCGUAGAAAUGAGCUUUGAACUGUAGAUUACUCUUAAAGAAAAUUUCAUUUUUGAGAAUUAAAAUAUUUGUGCUCAGCCUCUUGAAUUUUUUUCUUUUUGUGUAUUUAUGUGUGUUUAGUUCUAUGCAGUUUUAUCACAUGUAUGGAUGUGUGACCACCACCACAAGAUGCAGAACCGUUUCAUCACAUGGAUCCCUUGGGGUACCCUUUUGUAGCCACAGUCCCCUCCUUCCUUAACCCCAAGCCCCAACCUCUGGCACCACUAAUCUGUUCUCCAUCUCUCUAAUUUUGUCAUUUCAAGAAUGUUAUAUAAAUGGAAUCACAUAGUGUAUAACCUUUUGAGAUUGACUUUUUUCACUCAGCAUAGUGCCCUUGAAAUCCAUCCAAGUUGUUGCAUAUAUCACUAGUUUGUUCCUCUUUAUUGCUCAUUAGCAUUUCAUGGUGUGGAUGUACCACAGUUUAACCAGUCACCCACUGAAGGACAUCACUGUUGUUUUCAGUUUUGGGCCAUUACUAAUAAAUCUGCUGUGAACAUUCAUGUACAUGUUUUUUUUUUUUUUUUUUUUUUGCGGUAUGCGGGCCUCUCACUGUUGUGGCCUCUCCCGUUGCGGAGCACAGGCUCCGGAUGCGCAGGCCCAGCGGCCAUGGCUCACGGGCCCAGCCGCUCCGCGGCAUAUGGGAUCCUCCCAGACCGGGGCACGAACCCGUAUCCCCUGCAUCGGCAGGCGGACUCUUAACCACUGCGCCACCAGGGAGGCCCCAUGUACAUGUUUUUAUGUGAACAUAAAUUUUCAUUUCUCUGGGAUAAGUGCCCAAAAGAGCAAUUGCUGGGUUAUAUGGUAAACACAUGUUUAUUUUUGUAAGAAACUGUCCUGCUCGUUUUUCAGAAUGACUGUGUCAUUUUACGUUCCCAUUAGCAAUGUAUAACCAAUCCAGUUUCUCCACAUCCUCACCAGUAUUUGCUUUUUUAAAAAAAAUUUUUUAGUCAUUCUGAGAGGCAUGUGUAAUGAUAUUCAUUGUGGUUUUAAUUUUCAUUUUCCUAUUAGUAAAUGGUGUUGAACAUCCUUUCAUGUGUUUAUUUGCCAUCUGUAUAUCUUCCUGGUGAAAUAUCUGUUCCUUUGCCCAUUUUAUGAUUAGAUUGUGUGUUCUUUUUACUACUGAGGUGUUUUUUUUAAUUGAAGUAUAGUUAAUUUAUACUAUUGAGUUUGAGGAGUCCUUAUAUAUCCUAGAUACAAGUCCUUUGUCAGUUAUGUGGUUGCUUAAAUUUUUAACAUAACUUCUACAAAGGAAAAAAUAAGUAAAAUUUACGAAGUCUUGUUACAUGGCAAGUCACUGACUUAAUUUCUGUUCUUAUGUAUUCCAUCUAGACAAUUAAGACAUAUGAAGUAUUAAAAAGUAACACAUCUGGAAGGAUCAUGAAUCGAGUAAAUACCUGAAAAUGUAUGUUAUAAAAGCAAAUCCAAUAAUCACUUUGGGAAUAUGAGGUGCCUAAAGGCCAAUACUAAGGUAAAUAAGAGAAAGUGUGGACACGAAUGACCAUGUUCAUAAACAACAGUGAAAAAUAACAUCACUUGAUAUUUUCCCCACUUUUCCCAAUAAAGUGGGUGGGAGUUUGUCCUUUCUGUAAUCUCUUUUUUUUAACCCUGCUGACUGUUACAGGGCUUGUCCCAUCGCAAUGACAAGCAUUACAGGACGUAGGGCUCUGCAGCUUGCAGUUAAGAAGCAGCGUGUUGGAAUUAACAGAGAACGGUGCUGUCAUGACCUGGAUAAAGUACAAAGGGGAAAGAGGGAGUGAGUUAUGUUGUUAAACUCUCAGGCCGUUCUGUAAAUGUUGCAGCUAUUGUGAACCCAAAAGCCUUUUUUUCCCCCUCUUUUUGACUCCCUGUAUGCAUUCCCCUGGUGUGGCAUAAAAGUAGUUCUGUCAUUAAUUUGUGCAACAUUGCCAUCUGCUGUUAAGAAUUGAUAGAUACUGUUUCUGAGAACCUGGCAGCCAAAUCUCACCAUAAGGGCAGCAGAUGUUGAGAAAGUCUAUCUGUGGUAUUACAUAUACUAAACAACAGAGGAUACAUCCAAGCAGGGAAGAGAAUAACCAAAUUUGUGAGUUAAGAUCCAUCCUUGGACGUUUAAAGGUGAAAUACUGUUCUGUACCAUUAGCCUAACAAGAAACUCUUUCAUAUUUCUGACUGGUGCCUUUCCCCUUUUUAGAAACAAUGAAAGCUACUCAGUUGGUUGUAGUCUUCUGUUCUGACAAAAUGUCAAAGAAGAAGAUAGGAGAGGAAAGUACUUUAUUUUGAUGAUGUUUUGUUCCCACAUGUGACUUUGUGAAACUGAAAUUCUUUCCUGUCCUUUCCUUUUACUCAUGCCAAGACUACAAACUUGGAAUUUGUGCUUUUGGUUUAAAGUUCAUUGAUAUCACAGUUUGAUUUUAUCUAAAAAGUAAAAUUAUUUGCCUUUGAUAAAAGACCAGUGCAAGAGCAAAUCAGCUUUAAAAACGAAGAUGUUAUCUGCUUUCCUCCAUUUUUGAACCUGUUAUUCAAAAAAGCCUGUAAAUUAUUGAUGAAAGUGAUAGUUUUAAGUAAGCUUUGUUAUACCAUUGUCAUAAACCCCUGUCAUAAGCUGUUUUUAUGUUUGUUUAAUGGAAAGAGGCAUGUGGGAUUUAUGGAAUUAUACAGAUUCACUUGUAAGUGUUGGAUUGGGGAUUUUUGUGUAAAUUUUCUCAAAUAAAGGCUAGCAGAAACUA
Mesoplodon densirostris (Blainville's beaked whale) is the source of this 4215-nucleotide messenger RNA. RefSeq names its product transmembrane p24 trafficking protein 10 (gene TMED10). NCBI's taxonomy places the organism in Eukaryota, Metazoa, Chordata, Mammalia, Artiodactyla, Ziphiidae. The record is from RefSeq and is a predicted model, not a curated record. The coding region runs from base 262 to 921 and encodes 219 amino acids. Gene Ontology annotation, cellular component: endoplasmic reticulum-Golgi intermediate compartment; Golgi apparatus; COPI-coated vesicle. The transcript is spliced from 5 exons. Gene Ontology annotation, biological process: Golgi organization; intracellular protein transport; endoplasmic reticulum to Golgi vesicle-mediated transport.